AUGGAGUAAAAAAACACUCAAAGACUGGCAGAUUAAAUUAGAUUAGAGAUUUUCUACAGAAGAGGAUAAAAAAGCCCUUAAGGAUAAAAAUUAAUAGGUACAUAUAGGUAAACUAUUGAAUAUCUAAAACCUCUUUUUGGUUUAUUAAAGGAUUAAAAAUGUUCAGAAGAAAUUCUUGAUGGACUCUAUGUUAUAGCACAUUAUUGUUUAAUGAGAGAAUAUUCUAAAGCUAAUGAUAAAUAUUUAUAAUUAGCUAUAGGAAAUGCGGCUUGGCCGAUGGGAGUUACUAUGGUUGGUAUUCAUGAAAGAGCGGGAAGAUCGAAGAUUUUUAGUUCUUAAGUUGCACAUAUUCUUAAUGAUGAAGCAACAAGAAAAUAUCUUUAGUCAAUAAAAAGAUUAGUUACUGUUUCUUAACUUUUAUUUCCGGCUGAUGAUAAAUCUAAGAUGGUUAAUUUUGAUACUUUGAUGGAAGAUUUAUUUUGA
Ichthyophthirius multifiliis is the source of this 483-nucleotide messenger RNA. Its product is annotated as prp18 domain protein. Lineage: Eukaryota; Ciliophora; Oligohymenophorea; Hymenostomatida. The record is from RefSeq and is a predicted model, not a curated record. Gene Ontology annotation, cellular component: U2-type post-spliceosomal complex; U4/U6 x U5 tri-snRNP complex; U5 snRNP. Gene Ontology annotation, biological process: generation of catalytic spliceosome for second transesterification step; RNA splicing. The transcript has 3 exons.